AUGAUUUAUGAUUAUUUCACGUACAACGGAAUCAGAUUUGCAAAUAGUCUACAUUCAAAGGACAUUCUCAAUUAUGUGGAAAAUGGAUUUGACGUUUUGGACGACGAUGUUUUCAAUGUAACCUACCCCAAAUCAGGUACUAACUGGAUGAUACAGAUCUUGAACUUAAUAAAGCACAAAGGGGAUGUCACACUUAGCAACAGUGUACCAUUCUACGAGAGAUCACCAUGGUAUGAAAGUAUUCCAGCUCAAACAGUGAUCAAGGACCUUGUACCUCCAAGAAUUAUGACUUCCCAUCUACCAAUCAGCAUUUUUGCUAAAUCUUUUUUCAAGUCUAAAGCUAAAAUUAUCUACACCGUGCGAAAUCCUAGGGAUGUCAUUGUGUCUGCAUUCUAUUUUAUCAAGAUUUUCAAAAUGUUUUCAGAAGUUGAACAUUUCCAGGAAUACUUAGACCACUUUUUACAGGGGAAUGCUAUGUUUGGCUCUUGGUUUGAACAUGUCAAAGGCUGGAUGCAAAUGAAGGAUGACAGCAGAUUCUUCUUUAUUGCAUAUGAGGAGCUCAUUCAGGACCUUCGAGGCAGUGUGGUGAGAAUCUGUAAAUUCUUGGGGCAGGAGCUAGAUGAUGCACAGAUUGACUCGGUUGUAGAACAUUCUGCUUUCACAGCCAUGAAGGAAAACAAGAUGUCUAAUUGGAGUCUUAUGCCCGAAGAAGUUCUUGAUCAUUCUAAAGGUUCCUUUUUACGCAAAGGAAUCUCUGGUGAUUGGAAGAAUUUAUUUACAGUAGCCCAGAGCGAGUAUUUCAACAAAAUUUAUCAGGAGAAGAUGAAAGACAUCAAUACAACUUUUUAUUGGGAAAAAUGAUAAUGCAGUCAUUCUAAUU
This is a messenger RNA of Pseudophryne corroboree (corroboree frog), 880 nucleotides long. Its product is annotated as sulfotransferase 2B1-like. Lineage: Eukaryota; Metazoa; Chordata; Amphibia; Anura; Myobatrachidae. Gene Ontology annotation, biological process: sulfation. The record is from RefSeq and is a predicted model, not a curated record. The transcript is spliced from 6 exons. Gene Ontology annotation, molecular function: sulfotransferase activity. Gene Ontology annotation, cellular component: cytoplasm. The coding region runs from base 1 to 861 and encodes 286 amino acids.